CUCCCGCCUCCUCCUCCUCGUCGUCCUGGCCUCUCCUUCCUCCCAAAGCGGGCUCCGCGUCCCUCAGCCCACCCCACCCCGCGCUCCGGGCAAAGGCAAGGGCGCCACCAUGAAGAAGCAAUUCAACCGCAUGCGGCAGCUCGCCAACCAGACCGUGGGCAGGGCUGAAAAAACAGAAGUUCUGAGUGAAGAUCUCUUGCAGGUGGAGAAGCGUUUGGAGCUGGUGAAGCAAGUCUCCCACAGCACACACAAGAAGCUGACAGCAUGUCUUCAGGGUCAGCAGGGAUCAGAUUCCGAUAAGCGCUCGAAGAAAUUGCCUUUGACGUCACUCGCCCAAUGCUUAAUGGAAGGUUCUGCUAUUCUAGGGGAUGACUCCCUGCUUGGGAAGAUGCUGAAGCUGUGCGGGGAAGCAGAGGACAAGCUGGCUCAAGAGCUUAUCCACUUUGAGCUGGAAGUUGAAAGGGAUGUGAUUGAGCCUCUGUUCGUACUGGCUGAGGUAGAAAUCCCAAAUAUACAAAAACAGAGGAAGCACUUAGCAAAAUUAGUUCUGGACAUGGAUUCAUCAAAAACAAGGUGGCAGCAGUCAGCCAAGUCUUCGGGUUUGUCAAGCAACCUGCAGCCUACGGGUGCCAAAGCGGAUGCUCUCAGGGAAGAGAUGGAGGAGGCAGCAAACAGAGUGGAGAUUUGCAGGGAUCAGCUCUCAGCUGACAUGUACAAUUUUGUGGCCAAAGAGAUAGACUAUGCAAAUUAUUUUCAAACUUUAAUAGAAGUGCAAGCAGAAUAUCACAGGAAGUCAUUAGCACUUUUGCAGAAUGUGUUGCCACAGAUCAAAGCGCAGCAGGAAGCAUGGAUCGAGAAGCCUUCCUUUGGGAAGCCCCUGGAGGAGCACCUAUCUGUCAGUGGCCGGGAGAUAGCCUUCCCCAUUGAGGCAUGUGUCACCAUGCUCCUUGAAUGUGGCAUGCAGGAAGAGGGCCUGUUCCGAGUGGCUCCCUCAGCCUCCAAAUUAAAAAAGCUAAAGGCAGCUCUUGACUGCUGUGUGGUGGAUGUUCAGGAGUACUCAGCAGAUCCCCAUGCCAUUGCAGGAGCACUUAAGUCCUAUCUUCGAGAGCUUCCAGAACCACUCAUGACAUUUGAACUCUAUGAAGAAUGGAUUCAAGCCUCCAACAUCCAGGAUCAGGACAAAAGACUGCAGGCCCUGUGGAACGCCCUUGAGAAAUUGCCCAAGGCCAGCCAUAGCAAUCUAAGGUACCUGAUCAAAUUCCUUGCAAACUUAACAGAGUAUCAGGACACAAACAAAAUGACACCAAGCAACAUAGCAAUUGUGCUGGGGCCUAAUCUCCUCUGGCCUCAGGCAGAAGGAAACAUCACAGAGAUGAUGGCGACUGUCUCCUUGCAGAUUGUUGCAAUUAUUGAGCCCCUUAUCCAGCAUGCGGACUGGUUCUUUCCCGGAGACAUAGAAUUCAACUUGACCGGGAACUAUGGCAGCCCUGUGCAUGUGAACCACAAUGCAAAUUACAAUUCCAUGCCAUCACCCGACAUGGACCACGCUGACCGCAAGCAUCCAGAUCAGACGCGGCGACCCCUUAGUGUGGCCACGGACAACAUGAUGCUGGAAUUCUACAAGAAGGAUGGCCUUAGGAAAAUCCAAAGCAUGGGCGUCCGGGUGAUGGACACCUCUUGGGUGGCUCGCAGGGGCACCUCCGUAGUUCGUAAGGCAUCCUCCACCCCUCCUGCCAUGCAGCCCCCUGCUCCGCCUUCUGAUCUUGCUGCUACUCCUCAGUCACCAAUUCCUGAGCAAUCUUUUGACAUUUCAGCUACUCCCUCCCCUACUCCAUCUAGCUUCGGUUUCCCACCAGGGGCUGAGCGAGCAAGCACGGAUGGUGUGUCGUCUAGUUGGUCGGAUUCCUGUUACAUCUACCCAUCCCCUGAGGACGACAAGCCUCCCCCAUACCCCUGCUACUCAUCCUUCUACCCUUACCACCCCAAGACUAGCCCGUGCACUCGGCCCGAGUUGCCCUUGCCACUGUACCGGUGGUCAGGGUACAGCCAAACCCUGCCUCCCCAUUCUUCUUCCUCCCCCUCCCCUCAGCAGCUUGAUAUUAACUCUAACCCUAAACCAUGUUUCCUGCAUCUCCCUAAGCAAAGCUCCCUCACAGAGUUGCAUGGUCCUGAGACUAACCUCUCCUCUGUUUACAUUAAAACACCCCUCACCUUAUCCAAACCUGAUCCUCCUGGCACUCCUUACGGUUCCCAUAUGUCAGUCUCUUCCCCCUGGGUCAGCUGCACCUGUGCCAGAGACAGAGGAGCCGGGCUCACUAGCGCAUUAAAAACUAAGGAACUUUCUCCUGUGUCUGGGCCAAAAGGCAGCCCAACCUGUGGUCCUGUGAUACCAUGUGGAGUGGCCAUACAGCAGUCACUUGGUCCCACGCAGCAGCUGUCCACAGACCAGAGUCCGCACACUCUGAGGAAAGUUUCAAAGAAGCUGGCCCCAAUUCCUGCCAAGGUUCCUUAUGGCCAGUCAAGUGGUAUGUCUGAUCAGUCCACAGGGCAGCCAUCCCCUGCCAGCCUCUCUCCCACCCCACCAAGCACCCCAUCACCCUAUGGACUGAGUUACCCACAAGGCUACUCCCUGGGCUCGGGCCCACUCUCCCCAGCUGCUGCUCCUUCCCUGUCUUCUCCUCCUUCUCUGACAAGCACUUUAACCAAAUCUCGGCCCACCCCCAAGCCACGACAGAGGCCCACGCUGCCACCUCCACAGCCUCCCACAUCAAAUGCAUCCGGCUCUAGUCCACAGUCCACGGAGCACACCAUACUAGACGGCAUGUCCCCUGGGGAGAGCAUGUCCACAGAUCUCGCCCACCUUGAUGUCCCUUCCAUCCAUAUCGAGGUUGAUGUCUCCAAACUUCACCUGGACCCACUGGGACAAGUCCAGAGACAUCCAGUACCAGGAAAAAUACGUUCAGAGGAGGAUUCAGAAAGCACCGCUCUAUGACACAAUGUCCCUUGCUCCCUCUAAUGUCCUCUCUUGUACAUAUCGGUGUCCCACGAACACUCCAUGGAAGGAGACGUGUCCAGAGACCUUGCCUGCUUGUGCGUGGGAGGUGGUGUCUGUUAUGGAGCUCUGCGUGCCAGCCACUCAUGCAAGACUGACAGCCCUGUGGGCCUGGUGCUAAGCCUGUUGGUGUGGCAAAGGGCACAUUGCCAGUGCAAUUUCCAUUUAAUUUAUUAUUUUUCUCCUUUGUUUAGCCUUAUCCAAAUUUUGCCUUUUUGACGUGGUGCCUAUUUAAUCUCCUUGACAAGCUUUUGGACCCUUACCAAAAUAAGUAACUAAAUACUCUCACCGACCUUUUCAGGCAGUUGAAUACAGGAGUAAGAGAGUGGCAGAUAGGCUCAGCAAAUUAAUUCCACCUGUUUGUCUAGUCUUAUUGACUUCAGCAUUAUCUCUUGCCCCUUCUGCCACAGACUCUUGUUCCAUCUGUCCUUCCUCUGUCUGCCAGCUAACUCUCGAUAUUGCUGGUUCAUGGCUCUCCCCCCCCCCCCCCCCCCGUAGUUUGAGUAGGCUACACUUGCGUUGUCCCUGGGAUCUUCCAUCCCUUCAAAGCCUGUUUGCCUGGUAUUUGUCCCCUUUAGGGAAAUGUAUCAUCAGAGAAUCUGCAGGAUUCAAGGAAAGAUCAUUUGCCCUUUUGGGUUCUUUUACUAUUCCAUUCCUUGUUUGCACCCCCUGCAAUUACUUGGACCCUCUUCCUACCCCAAUGGGUAGCGAGGAGAUCAAGGAAAGAGAUCAGAAGGGACAGAUACCAGGAGGAACAUGCCAUUGCUUUCUUUCACUGUGGCCAGAGUUGAGCAGGAAAGGUGGCUGUGAUCUGAAGUGGGUGAUGCUUCCCAUUAGGUAGAGAACUGGUUACUUGAUUAGCAAUAAAAAUGCUCCUCAGCAUAUCCCCUGCAGUGUGAUCUCAGAGAUGGAAACUGACUGCACGGAGUUCCUGUUCUCCAUCCUUAUGAUGGGCUUAUUCCUGCCCAGAGUCCUUCUCUCUACUCUGUGUUCAGGCCUUUUUUCCAGGGCGAGGGGAAAGGAAUUCCACCAAAGGAUAUACAUUUGCAAUGGCUAGACUGCAGCUCCCUGUAGUGUUUAGCUCAGGGUCCGACUGAGCAGAGCAGAGCUCUUGGCUGUGCAUGCAAAGGCAGAUGUAACCUUUUAUCCUUUUCAAAGAGAUGAGAUAUAGAUAGAUAGAUAGAUAUAUCUGUCCAGAUAGGUAUAUAUUUGUAUAUAUAAAUAUAUAUUUGGUUUAUUUGGGGCCAUUCCAUCUGAACGGGUGUACAAAUGUACAAUGUAAAUCUAAACACUUAAAAUGAUUAUCCUACACAGCGAAAGAGAGGCAUUUUCAAACUCUUUCAGGUUUAUGGUAAAUGUCUCAAAACUCCUCUCUUUUGGCAGCAUUUUUGCAAGUCUGGAUGCUUUUGCUUUGCCACAGGCUGUGAUAAUGUGUGAUUCAUCACCCCAAAAUGGAAGAGGCAGGAACACAAGUGCACAUCCUGGUGAACUGGGAAGGGAAAUGGAAAUUUUAACUGCUCUCCCCAGUUCUGGUCACUUGAUGUCUUUUUGCUGCUCAUGCUGGGGCCAUAGACUGAGCCCAGAUGCUGGGCAGCUCCUUCUGAGGGGAGAGUGUCCUGCUUUCUCCAUUUCUGUCCCCACCCCUCCACUCCCUUGACUUAUGGUGUCAUUAAAGUACAGUUAAUUA
Messenger RNA from Anolis sagrei ordinatus, 4739 nucleotides. It is a transcript of the gene ARHGAP44, whose product is annotated as Rho GTPase activating protein 44. Gene Ontology annotation, cellular component: leading edge membrane; postsynaptic density; presynaptic active zone. The record is from RefSeq and is a predicted model, not a curated record. Gene Ontology annotation, biological process: regulation of dendritic spine morphogenesis; neurotransmitter receptor transport, endosome to postsynaptic membrane; negative regulation of Rac protein signal transduction. Gene Ontology annotation, molecular function: protein binding; GTPase activator activity. Lineage: Eukaryota; Metazoa; Chordata; Lepidosauria; Squamata; Anolidae.